Molecule: messenger RNA, 1278 nt
Organism: Aspergillus pseudotamarii
Lineage: Eukaryota; Fungi; Ascomycota; Eurotiomycetes; Eurotiales; Aspergillaceae
Product: FAD-binding oxidoreductase
Exons: 2
Coding region: 1-1278 (425 amino acids)
Molecular function (GO): FAD binding
Source: RefSeq, a predicted model, not a curated record
AUGGGCGAUGCUGUACAGAUACUGAAGGACGCUAAAUCCCCCUUCGCAAUUAGAGGCGGCGGACAUAUGCCAAUCGCUAAUGCAGCGAACAUCAAUUCGUCCGGCGUUCUGCUCUCCAGCUUUGGUCUUACCCAGCUCAGUUUGUCUGAUGACCAGUCUACGGUCAAUGUCGGCCCAGGAAACCGAUGGUCCAAUAUCUAUGACUAUCUUGAACCGAACGGGCUGACGGUCGUUGGGGGCCGACUCGGUCACGUUGGUGUUCCUGGGUACAUCCUUGGAGGUGGUGUCUCCUAUUUCAGCAAUGAGUAUGGUUGGGCUUCCGCAAAUGUUGCCAGUGUCACGGUUGUUCUAGCAGAUGGAGCAGUCGUCCAGGUGACCCCAGAGAAUGAGUACUCAGAUUUAUUCUGGGCAUUAAGGGGAGGUUCCAGUUCAUUCGCCCUUGUGACAAAUUUCGAACUGAAAACAAUCAAAGCCCCCCAGGUAAUGGUCGGUAUGGCAUCGUAUGGAUCCGACGUCGCCGAGAAGUUUAUCGACGCUAUACAUUCGUUCACUGUGGAUGGUUCGAAAGACCCUAAGGCGGCUACCAUUCCAAUGGCGGAAUAUAUCCCAGCCUUAGGUACAGCUAGCUAUAGCGCCAUUCUCUUCUAUAAUGGCGAAAAUGAGAGCCCUGCCGCGUUAGCGAGCUUCCUGGGUUCGGAUUUAAACGCCACCACCAGUACCUUUUCCAGCCGCUCUAUGAGUGACUGGUCUAAGGAGCUUGAUCCAGCCCUAUCGCUUCUCAAGGGCAGUAAACAGCGCUUCUAUGUAUUGAAUAUCCACGCCUCCAACAAGCAGGCGAUUUCCAUUGUUCAUGACACUUUCAUGGAAGUGGCACGCGAGGACUUGCCAGUGGGAGUAUUGGUUGCAGCUUUAGCAUUCCCAGCGGUUACCGAGAAAUUCAUCACUGCGUCUACUGUCAACGGCGGGGACCCUCAGAGCUUGGAUGUCGAUGGCGCGCCAUACAUCUGGGUGGAAGAGAGCAUCACUUCUGUAGCGACCGUCAGCGACGACGAUGUGGACGCAUUCUAUGAAAAAGCCAAUGGUCAAAUUGUCAAGAACCUCGAGGCCGCGGGGAUCGAACUGGCCAAAUUUAUCUAUCUAAACGAUGCGAAUCCCUCCCAGGAUGUAUUUGGCACAUUCCCCCAAGAGAACCUUGAGCGACUCCAGAGCAUCCGGUCUAGAUAUGACCCGGACAGAAUAUUUACCGAUCUAAUGCCCGGGGGGUUUAAGGUCGCGUGA